Molecule: messenger RNA, 1425 nt
Organism: Trachymyrmex cornetzi
Lineage: Eukaryota; Metazoa; Arthropoda; Insecta; Hymenoptera; Formicidae
Product: interferon-inducible double-stranded RNA-dependent protein kinase activator A homolog
Exons: 3
Coding region: 292-1317 (341 amino acids)
Biological process (GO): siRNA processing; regulation of regulatory ncRNA processing
Cellular component (GO): RISC-loading complex; RISC complex; nucleus
Molecular function (GO): double-stranded RNA binding; siRNA binding
Source: RefSeq, a predicted model, not a curated record
UUCUUUGAAACUGUGAAUUUAUAAAGUAUUUCUAUGGGUAGAUUAUUAGAUUUUAGAUUCAGUUCCUAUAAAUUGUUUCUUAAUUCUUGUAGCAGUGUUAUGCUCACGUUUGUGGUUACACAUCGAAAAUUUAUACUAGCAAACUUGUGAUAUUGUUAUUAAUUGAAGCAAUUUUACAUCUCUCACUUCACAUUAAAAAAAAGUAAUUUUUUGUUUGGAUACAAAUAGAUACGGAUAAGUGACUGCCAUAAAUUAUUGAAAAUUAGAAAACAAACUUUUAAUUCGAUCAACAUGAGUAAAACGCCUGUUUCUAUCCUCCAAGAGAUGAUGGUAAAGCAGGGUAUGAUACCUGAUUAUGAGUUGAUACAUGAUGGUGGAGGCCGUCACGUAAAUACUUUUACGUAUCGAGUUACAUGCGAUAGUCUCAGUGCAACUGGUACAGGUCGUUGUAAAAAAGAUGCGAAACACGAAGCUGCUAAAGCUAUGCUAACAGAGAUUGCUGCACAUAGAAAUUAUCCGCAGUUACCAGCUGCUAAUACACCAACAGUGUCUCCGCCAAAGUCACCAUUUCAUUCUGUUCCUCUUCCACCAAAGAUAGCAAAUAUACCUUUUGUUAACGCCGUAGGUGAAUUGCAGGAACUUUGUGCUGAGAACAAUUUGCAUGAGCCAGAAUAUAUUCUUAUCCGGGACGUUGGACCACCACAUGCUAAAGUCUUCACCAUUCGAUGUAAAAUGUCUAAUUUUGAAGAAGAUGGAAUAGCAACUACAAAAAAGCAAGCAAAACACGAUGCAGCGAAAAGAAUGGUGGAUAAAAUAAAGGGUCUUAGGAAUAAUUUAUAUGAUUUCUGUCAACAGAAAAAUGAAGAUUCUUCAAACUCUUCCAUUACAACUAUUGAUACAGACACAUUGAAUAAAAAUGCAGAAGAACGCUAUCGCGCAUUGAUCAAAUCGAGAAAAAUUAACUUAGGUCUUAAAUUAGCAGAUUACCACACUUACUGGAGAGAUUCCUUGGAGACAGAUAAGCGUGAUAAAAUAUUAGAACAAUUGGAAUGUAUAUUCACCAAUGAAACGAUUGACAUUGACUACAUUACCGAAGAUGGUAUAAUGGAAAAGAUAUCUCAAUUAUCAACUGUACUAUCAGAGAUUGAUAUAACAGUUAAUAUGAACGAUAUUACUUCAGAUAAAUAUUAUAUAAAAUCAAUACAGCUUAAUACGUGUCCUCUUCUCACACAGUUUGGUAUGGGCAGGAGUAAGUUGGAAGCUUCUUGGGAAGCAUUAUCCCGAAUCAUAAAAUCUAUUAAAUUACUUUUAUCGUAGAAUAAAAGAUUGUUAAAAUUAAAAAUACAAAUCAAAUUUUUCAUAAUAUUAAUAAUACUUAUGAAAAAUUUUUUUUCGAUCUUAUACGUUUUCCUCAAUCUUACACAA